This is a messenger RNA of Fusarium oxysporum Fo47, 1167 nucleotides long. RefSeq lists its product as uncharacterized. The record is from RefSeq and is a predicted model, not a curated record. Bases 1 to 1167 code for a protein of 388 amino acids. NCBI's taxonomy places the organism in Eukaryota, Fungi, Ascomycota, Sordariomycetes, Hypocreales, Nectriaceae. The transcript is spliced from 3 exons.
AUGAAUUCCAAGCAUGUUACAUAUCCAAUGAGGUUCGGCUCGGAUGGCAAGUAUCUGAAGCCAAUCUUCGGCGAGGAAGGGUUGUCCAUACUCCACAGCGUCACGCAUAUAGAGUGCUCCCCUUACUGGUACCGUUUCUUCGUCAAGAGCUUUCCAUCACGUCCUUGGCCUCUCACAAUCAACGAGCGUCCUUUUACAAUAGCAUCCAAGACUACAGAAGAUUUGCUCCUCACACCUAUCGAGGGCAAGCGUCACGAAAGGACCCGGGGAAGGAUCUCUCUAUUCCAACAUAUCGAGCCUCAAGUACCAAACACAGAUAUCUUUGCUGGAAACCAGAACCUCCAUAUUUGCGUAAAUAUCGAUGCACGCCAAGAUCGUUUCCCAGAGACCUCGCUGCGAGCGAUGGUUCAAGAUGUGACUGAGAUAUUUUUCCAGAUCGUGGUUAGCUUGGGCUGGGAAAUUGAUUUAAAGUCGAAGGCGAACCAGCUUCCUGGCUACAUUGCUUGCUGUGAAGUUGUUGAUACUGGGGUGGACGAUACCAGUCACGAGCGAUGGUCUCAUUGGGGCUCAAGACAGCUCACCGAUCAUCCGUGGCCUGGUCAUGUCAGCGAACUACCCCUAUUCCCUGGAACGAAGCUCCGUGGUUCCAAAGCGCGUAUUGUUCACCCAGGAGAUGUUGUAGGGAUGAGGGAGUUCUUCUUACAAAACAGAAUUGGAAUGGCUGUAGAUGUGGUCCCGGGUACAGAUGUUGCUCUGGUAAAGCUGGACGAGGCUAUCAAUUACAAGAACCAGCAUGGGACUAUGUCAUUUGCGCGGCUACUGGGCGAGGACCCAGAUGAUGCGCUUCCAUGGGACACUAUUGUCAGUCUCGCUACACGCUGGCCUCCUUUUACUAAAGGUAUAAUCGUUGCAAAGUCAGUCAGAGUCGUGCGUAAUCCUGCCACCACUCACUAUCGGGUCUAUCACUGGGCUUGGACUGGCCAACCGGAGGAUGAAAAAGGCCCGAACCUUACGCCAGAAGACAAAAUGGUUGGAGCUGCUGCGAAGAACGAGACUGGAGUUGUGACAGGGUUGCUCCAUUCCAACAAACACGGUCUGUGGGCAGGCUACUCUGUCAUGUCAAGUGCAAAUGAACUGGUGGAUGCCGGUUACAGUUCAGUGAGAUGA